Molecule: messenger RNA, 279 nt
Organism: Plectropomus leopardus (leopard coralgrouper)
Lineage: Eukaryota; Metazoa; Chordata; Actinopteri; Perciformes; Serranidae
Source: RefSeq, a predicted model, not a curated record
GUAAAUCCCACCUGGCCAUCGUCCAGAAAGUCAACAACGAGGGGGAGGGGGAUCCGUUCUACGAGGUGCUGGGUUUGGUGACGCUGGAGGACGUCAUCGAGGAGAUCAUCAAGUCGGAGAUCCUGGAUGAGUCCGACCUUUACACCGACAACAGAAACAGGAAGAAGGUGGACUCCAAUAAAAACAAGCCCAACUUCUCGGCCUUCAAGCAGGACGCAGACAGCAACGUGAAGAUCUCUCCGCAGCUCAUGCUCGCGGCUCAUCGCUUCCUGGCGACAG